UCGCACGGGCCACACGUGCACAGAAUGGGCAUCGCCACUCUGGCCCCUGCGUCCACAUCCGCAGAGACUGAGAAUCCUGCGGCUCAGCCAGGCCUCCAGAACGAGUCCCAGAGCAACGGAGGGUCGGUAGCAGACCCCCGGCGCCCUUCCCCUCACCUCAGGCCACACCGGGACGUCCUGAGCGUGCCUGUCCCACACCCUCCGAGCAGCCUGACCUCGCUCUGCCCGGGGCGGCCGCGGGCAGGAGGAUGGAAUAAAGCCCGUCUGCGCCCAUCCGGAGCUCGUGUCUGCGACGCCAGGCCCCCGCCCUCGGGCCUCGCCCCACCCACGCCCACCCCCCACCCCCAGAGCGGGUGGGCUCCCGUUGCCCAGUUUCUGUGUUCCGUCCUGACAGCAGGGCCCAGCGGCCCCUGCGAGAGGAGCUGGACGCCUCCGGAGUGGCUGGGCCCAGCGGAUUCUCCUGAGAUUCUGAUGACCUUGCCUUUCAAAUAUGGGAUUUCAGGCCCCGCCCACACCUGCUGGUGCCCCAUCUGCGGCUCAGCCAGAUCCCAGGGGGAUCCGGAUUCUGAUUCGUGUGCGAGAGCCACGCCAGACGCCAGAAACCCUCUGUGCCCAAGGCAGGUGCUGCAAACUUUUGAAAGGAAGAGUCCCACUAAACAGUCAAAGUCGAUAGCGCUUCAGGUAGAAACAUGCCAACACGCAGGCCGUGGACCAUGGCACGUGUCGGAAGGGGCGCCUGCUGUCUGGCAACCUCAUCAGCUGAAGAGGAUGGUGAAUAGGGGUGUGGGGACCCACAGAGGCCACACAGCGGGAAGAUCUGGGGAACAAAAAUGCUAUUAAAAAUUCAUCUGGGGGGAUGGGCAGCGCCUGGGGGGCUCGGUCUGUUAAAGGUCCGAC
Hyaena hyaena (striped hyena) is the source of this 897-nucleotide messenger RNA. Its product is annotated as retinoic acid receptor RXR-beta-like. Bases 25 to 840 code for a protein of 271 amino acids. NCBI's taxonomy places the organism in Eukaryota, Metazoa, Chordata, Mammalia, Carnivora, Hyaenidae. The transcript is spliced from 2 exons. The record is from RefSeq and is a predicted model, not a curated record.